Molecule: messenger RNA, 2305 nt
Organism: Oldenlandia corymbosa var. corymbosa
Lineage: Eukaryota; Viridiplantae; Streptophyta; Magnoliopsida; Gentianales; Rubiaceae
Source: the annotation of a GenBank genome assembly
AGAAAACUGAACUGCUCUAUUACUGUUACUACUUAAUACUUGCUUGACCAUGAUGGCUGCAACUCAGUCAUCCUUUUGGUGUUUUGCCCUCUUUUCACUUUAUGUUUAUAUUGUCAGAGGAUCUUUUACCAUUGCUAAUGAAGACCGAAAAGAGUAUAUAGUGUACAUGGGAUCUCUUCCUUCGGAUCCGAAGUAUUCACCCAAGUCACACCACUUGAGCAUGCUUCGAGGAGUGGUCAGCUCCAGUUAUGCGGGACAAUCACUGAUCAGAAGCUACACAAGGAGUUUUAAUGGGUUUGCAGCUCUUCUCACAGAUAAGGAGGCAGCAAAAUUAUCAAGUGAUGAGAAUGUGGUGUCCGUAUUCCGGAGUGAAACACUACAACUUCACACCACAGAGUCUUGGGAUUUCAUGGGAUUCCCUGAGAAUAUAGAUCGCAACCUAACUGGAGAAGGCGAAGUCAUAAUCGGGGUGCUGGACACCGGGAUUUGGCCAGAGUCUCCGAGUUUUGAUGAUCAUGGUUUUGGCCCUGUCCCUAAGAGAUGGAAGGGUGAAUGUCAAGGCGGCUCUGAUUUCAAAUGUAACAAGAAGAUCAUUGGAGCCCGAUUCUACGAUGGAAGUACGGGAGGGUCAUCUUGUAGAGAUACAAUUGGGCAUGGAUCACACACUGCAUCCAUAGCAGGCGGAAGACCCGUCAAGAAUACUAGCUUUUACGGCAUCGCCGAGGGUUUAGCCAGGGGAGGCGCACCCUCUGCUAGGAUCGCGGCGUACCAAGUGUGUUCCACUAUUGGAUGUAGUACGGCUGGAAUAUUGGGUGCAUUUGAUGAUGCAGUUGCCGACGGAGUGGAUAUCCUAUCUGUGUCUCUGGGACGACAACAACCGGUGAGCAUAGAGGAAGACACAAUUGCGAUUGGAGCUUUCCACGCAACGGAGAAAGGCAUCCUGGUGGUGCAAUCUGCUGGGAAUAGUGGUCCUAUGGUUGGUAGUACUGCCAGUAAUGCCCCUUGGUUGUUUAGUGUGGCUGCCAGUACUACCAAUCGUAAGAUUAUGACUAAAGUUGUCCUUGGUAAUUCCAAAGUUUUGGAGGGUUACGCAGUAAAUUCAUUUAAGUUGAAGGGUUCACAAGUUCCAGUUGUAUAUGGUGCUGAAACCACAUCUGACUGUGCUCCCGACUUAGCCAAGCUAUGCGAGAGAGGUUGUUUAGAUAAGAAUUUGGUGAAGGGGAAGAUUCUACUUUGUCAAUCGUCGGAUUACCUGGUAGAUGCUUAUGAAGCUGGAGCCGUCGGACUUGUUGCUCAGAAAUCUCCGAGUACACCCAAUAUUUCGGCUGUUCUUCCAUUCGCUAUUUCACUCCUCCCUUCUUACCAAUUCGAAUUGGCUGAAAGCUAUUACGACUCCAACAAGAAACCUACAAUGAACAUAUUGACGAGUCACUCUAAAAAAGAUAAGGAUGCUCCUAUUGUAGCUGAAUUUUCUUCAAGAGGGCCUAAUGUUGUUAUUCCAGACAUUUUGAAGCCUGAUAUAAUUGCACCAGGAACCGAGAUUUUAGCAGCAUUUUCACCAAAAAGUUCUCCUUCAGAUUACGGUUUUGACAAAAGAUCUGUAUUUUACAACAUAUUGUCUGGAACCUCUAUGUCAUGCCCUCAUGUCACUGGUGCAGCUGCUUACGUCAAAUCAAUCCAUCCUGAUUGGUCUGCUUCUGCAAUUAAAUCUGCUUUGAUGACUACCGCUGCUGCUGGCCGCAUGAAUACCUCUAAAUCAAAGCAUGGACACAAUGAAUUUAGUUAUGGAGCUGGGCAUCUUGAUCCAGUCAAAGCUGCAAAUCCAGGAAUCGUGUAUCGAACAACCUAUCAAGAUUACAUCAACUUGCUGUGUGGUAUGAACAUUUCUUCAUCCAUGGCCACCAAGAUGUCUGGACUCAACAUUACUUGUGAUGAUAAGAAAGUCCAACCUCUGAAAGCAAAGGAUUUGAAUUACCCUUCCAUGGCUGCCCAGAUUGAAGAGCUACCCUUGACUAAUAAUACUAAUGGUGCAGAAUUCAAAGUUAAGUUCACUAGAAAGGUCACAAAUGUUGGAUUACCAAACUCGACAUACAAGGCCAAAACCACAUGCCAUCAUACCGCGUGCAAAAUUAAUGUCGUGCCCGAGCAACUCUCAUUCAAGGCACUAAAUGAAGAGAAAUCAUUUGUGGUUACGGUUGCUGGGAAAAAUUUAGAGAGCAUGGUAUCUGCUUCUCUUGAAUGGGAUGAUGGAAUUCAUGUUGCUAGAAGUCCAAUAGUUGUGUAUGCUAAAACGAUGAGUGUGUAA